CUGAAGAGUGAAACUGACGUCAUGGCGAACAUCUUCCCCGCCAACGUCACUGCCUUUCCCUUUUCCAACUCCUCCCACCCACUCGUCGCCACGGAGACAACCUUCACGACCCUCUUGCCCACAAUCCCUGACCCCAGGGAACACUGUCACCUUGAUGACAGCUCCCUCCGGAUCCCUCUAGCCGUCCUUUACUCAGUCCUCUUCGUCUUGGGCCUGGCCGGCAACAUCCUGGCUCUCUGGGUCUUUCUAUACGUCCACUCCAAGAAGAAACCUGUCAGAGUGUUCCUCAUCAACGUAGCUUUAGCCGACCUGCUACUGGUCAUCUGUCUUCCAUUCAGAGUGCUGUACCACAGUAAAGGGAACCGCUGGGACCUGGGCCCCACCCUCUGUAAGGUAGUGGGGAACCUCUUCUAUAUGAACAUGUACAUCAGUAUCACCUUAUUAGGGUUGAUCAGUGUGGAUCGCUAUCUGAAGAUCCAGCGUGGUGCCGGGGGCCAGUACCGCAUCAAGGCCACCAGAUGGAGCCCCGCCAUCUGUGGGAUGAUCUGGGUCCUGGCCCUCGCCUCCGUCAUACCCAUGAUCCUCCUCUCUGAGGGCAACGAGGAGUCUGACAAGUGGGUUUAAUUUUUCAUGUUUAAAAAAUGUAAUCCUUAUUUCUCUAGGUAAACUUUGUUGAUAUUCUUUAUUUCAGUAGGUCCCACAUUUUGAACAAUUAUACUAAUAGCCAUUUUAUUUUCUACGAAUGCCCCAGAUGUUUCCAGUAUAAACAGCGUCAACGUGCGAAGGGGAAGGCCUACUUCAACCUCUUCCUGGUUGCCGCAUUCUGGCUCGUGUUCGUCUGCCUCGUGGUGUCUUAUGGGAAAAUCGGCAUCAAGCUGCUGAGGCUAUCGAGAGAGAAACCAGACUUCCCCAACGCGGCCCGCUAUACCCGCACCGCCAAGAAGUCCUUCUUUGUCCUCUUCCUGUUUAUCGUCUGCUUCGUCCCCUAUCACAUGGUCCGGGUGUUCUACGUCGUCUCCCAGAUCAGCGACACUUCCUGCUUCUGGAGGGGCGUGGUCGACAAAGCCAAUGAAGUGGUGUUGCUACUCUCUGCCUUCAACAGUUGCCUGGACCCUGUGAUGUACUUCAUGUUGUCGGCGUCCGUGAGGAAAGAGACCCUCCGAUUGUUCAAUAACGUGUUCCGACUGAGGGACCCGGGGUCCAGUGUGGAUUGUGGGAGGAGCCUCAGGGAGCAGCCAACUGUUAGUUUCAUCAGUAAUCCGAGGAGUAAAAUAACUGUCCAGCCCUGCCUUUAA
Messenger RNA from Coregonus sp. 'balchen', 1295 nucleotides. NCBI's taxonomy places the organism in Eukaryota, Metazoa, Chordata, Actinopteri, Salmoniformes, Salmonidae. The record is from the annotation of a GenBank genome assembly.